Molecule: messenger RNA, 1448 nt
Organism: Chroicocephalus ridibundus (black-headed gull)
Lineage: Eukaryota; Metazoa; Chordata; Aves; Charadriiformes; Laridae
Gene: TMBIM4
Product: transmembrane BAX inhibitor motif containing 4
Exons: 7
Coding region: 60-779 (239 amino acids)
Biological process (GO): negative regulation of apoptotic process
Source: RefSeq, a predicted model, not a curated record
GAGCGCGACUGUCUUUCCCGGAAGCCGGGCGGUUGUCGCCGUUGCUGGGGGAGGCGGCGAUGGCGGCGGCGCAGCAGCAGCUCUACCCGCGGAGCUCCAUCGAAGAUGACUUCAACUAUGGCACCAACGUGGCCUCGGCCAGCGUUCACAUCCGCAUGGCUUUUCUACGGAAAGUCUACAGCAUUCUUUCCGUUCAGGUUCUUUUGACCACAGUCACAUCUGCAAUUUUUCUGUACUCUACUGGAGUACAGGCAUUUGUUCAUGAAAGGCCUGCCUUGCUUUUGAUAUCUGGGUUUGGAUCUUUGGCUGUAAUCGUGGCACUGACUCUGUACAGACACCAGCAUCCUGUUAAUUUAUACCUGCUUUUUGGAUUUACCCUGCUGGAAGCACUGACAGUUGCCAUUACAGUGAGUUUCUACGAGGUGUCCAUCGUCUUGCAAGCCUUUAUUCUUACUACUGCUGUAUUUCUUGGACUGACCGCAUAUACCUUGCAGUCAAAGAGAGACUUCAGCAAAUUUGGAGCAGGGCUCUUUGCCUGUUUGUGGAUUCUCAUCUUCUCGGGUUUCUUGAGGCUGUUUUUCUACAGUGAGACAAUAGAGUUGGUGUGUGCUGCUGCUGGAGCUCUUGUGUUCUGUGGAUUUAUUAUUUAUGACACUCAUUUGCUGAUGCACAAAUUAUCCCCUGAAGAGUACAUACUGGCUGCAAUCAAUCUCUACUUGGACAUCAUCAAUCUGUUCUUACACCUCCUGCGUUUACUGGAAGCAUUUAAUAAAAAAUAGUCAAAAGUGGUGUGAUUUGACUAUAGCGUAUAUAAAGUUAAGUACCUAAAUAGCGUUUGGAUGAUCUACAGCCUGUAUAGUUCUGUCUUCUAGAGACUGAAUCUUCAUCACUUUUUCAUUCCAUGAAUAUUGAUCCCUCCUUAGGAAACAAAAAGAAGGCUUUUUAUGUAGCUAAAGUUCUUCUCUAGAAUAUAUAUUUUAUGUAGUUAACAUGCUGUCAUUAUUUCAGUCACUCUUUUAAUCACUUAAUUUGCACUUGACAUAAUUCACGAUUAAAAUGUUUGCCAACUUCUGAUUGCUCCGGGGUGAGCCUCCCUCUGCUCUUCUGCAGCCGCUGGAAUGGUUUCCUUUGGGAUUGUUAAGCGUGUGUACCGCGUAAGGGUAGCCUGAGUUUAUCAUUGUGCAAUGUUUUACUAAGCUGAAAUUGUUCCUAGUUUUUAUUUGGUAAAAUGGAAUGCUGUCUCUAACAGAGAUACUCUGUUCUCGUUAAGGGUUCUCAGAUUAUUACACAAGCUGGGAGGGCGUUAAAGGGAAUGUUCUUCCUUUAAGUAUUAUUUAUUGCUUGUCUUUCAGUGUUCUGAAAAAUCAUUUGGUGAUAGAUUCUGGCAUUUUAUCAGCUUGUGUAUAUUUAAGGUUAAUUAUAUGUCAAUAAAAAUUGGGGAAACUGUA